Messenger RNA from Scomber japonicus (chub mackerel), 837 nucleotides. RefSeq names its product mast cell protease 1A-like. Bases 1 to 765 code for a protein of 254 amino acids. The record is from RefSeq and is a predicted model, not a curated record. Gene Ontology annotation, biological process: proteolysis. Gene Ontology annotation, molecular function: serine-type endopeptidase activity. Lineage: Eukaryota; Metazoa; Chordata; Actinopteri; Scombriformes; Scombridae. The transcript has 5 exons.
AUGAUGCAUGCAUUUUGCCUUGUAUUUGUCUUUCAGCUGCUCUCCAUUUCUGGGGCUAUGGAGAGCGGCAUCGUGGGCGGUAAGAAAGCAAAGCCUCAUUCCAGACCCUACAUGGCAUCACUGCAGGUUGAUGGAAGUCAUAAAUGUGGUGGGAUACUUAUUCGGGAGGACUUUGUCCUGACUGCAGCGCACUGCAAACUACCUGAGCAAAUGACAGUGGUACUUGGAGCACAUGACGUAACCAAGAAAGAGAAAAGUCAGCAAAGGAUUGAAGUGAAGUACCAUCCACAUCCGGAAUACAAUGGACAAUUUGAUAAUGACAUCAUGCUACUUGAGUUAAAAAAGAAUGCCACGCUUAAUAAGUAUGUAAAGACAAUUGGACUACCUAUGAAGGACAAUAAAAUUCCUGACAACAUAAAGUGUGAUGUUGCUGGCUGGGGCAAAACUGGAAAAAAGAGACCUCCAUCACACAUAUUGCGCGAGACCACGGAGAAGACACAAUCCAGCAAUGAGUGCAAAAACAAAUGGAAAGAACACUUCAAUAUUAUUCACAUGAUAUGCACCUCACACACCAAAAAGAAGGGAGGGGUUUGUCAGGGUGAUUCUGGUGGGCCACUUAUCUGCAACACCACGCCACAGGGGAUAACAGCAUUCACCGAGAAAUGUGACUGUAAUGAUCCCGAGUAUCCCCAUGUCUUCACUAAAAUCCAGGCCUUUCUACCAUGGAUUAAGAGAGUGAUGCAGGGAUUAGGCCAUGCUGAAUGAGCCAGAGCUGCUAUUUGAGGCCAAGAAUACUGCCCUUUCAUCUGUCUAUUAUAACUCAAACAUUUAGAAAGU